AUGUUUUUUCGAUGUUUUCUUUUCAUAUCUCUCUUCUUCGACAGCAUCUUUCUGUUUCCGUAUCUCUUCUUCUUCUUCUUCUUCGUCGUCAAUUGUUUAUCUUCUUCCUUUUUCUCCUCCUCCUCCUCCUCAUCUUCUUAUUACUAUUCAUUCCAAACUUUCUUCUUCUAUUCCUAUUCUUCUUCUCCAACUACACCACCUCGUCUAUUCUUCUUCGCUCCAAUUCUCCUCCUCAUUCUCACCGUCCCCUAUUUUACUUCCGUUUCUCUCUCUCUUCCUUAUUGCGCUCAGACGACUUCUUCGUCUUUUCUCCUUUCUAUUUUUCUUCUCCUCCUCCGGCUCAUCUCUUUCCCCUGUUUUUCUUUCUCACCCCACUCUUCUUCUUCUUCUUCUUCUUCUUCUCUCAUUCCCUUCCUACUCCUCACUAUCUCUUGUUUUUCUUUUCUCUCUCCUAUUUUUCUUUUCCACCCGCUCAUCAUCAUCAUCAUCAUCUUCUUCUCCUUCUUCUUCUUCUUCUUCUUCCCUGCACUUUUCCACCUCCUCUUCCCUCUUCUAAAAUUUCUUCUUCUUCUUCUUCUUCUUCUUCUUCUUCUUCUUCUUCUUCUUCUUCUUCCCUGCAUUUUUCCUCCUCCUCUUCCCUCUUCUAAAAUUUCUUCUUCUUCUUCUUCUUCUUCUUCUUCUUCUUCUUCUUCUUCUUCUUCUUCUUCUUCUCACUUCCCUAUUCCUUUCCUUUUUCUGCUGUACAUCUCCCAUUCUUUUCCUUUUUUUCUCCCUGCACUUUUCCUCCUACUCCUCCCUCUUCUAAAAUUUCUUCUUCUUCUUCUUCUUCUCACCUCCCUAUUCCUUUCCUUUUUCUGCUGUACAUCUCCCAUUCUUUUCCUUUUUCUCUCCCUGCACUUUUCCUCCUCCUCUUCCCUCUUCUAA
Messenger RNA from Acanthosepion pharaonis, 924 nucleotides. NCBI's taxonomy places the organism in Eukaryota, Metazoa, Mollusca, Cephalopoda, Sepiida, Sepiidae. The record is from the annotation of a GenBank genome assembly.